UGCAUGCUAUAUAGCACUAACAAAUUUCUAGCACCGGUACUAUCCAACACAAACAGAGAAACAGAGUAUACACAUACAAGAUGAGCAGGCCCAUGGUAUCACUAGUCGUGCUUGCGGUGCUCGUGCUGCUGCCGGCAACAAUUGCCACGGUGACUACGGCUAGAAGAAACUGCCCCGACACCUGUGGUUAUUAUGACGUACCUUUUCCGUUCGGAGUAGGUCCUUCAUGCUCCUUGCCUGGUUUCAAUCUCACUUGUGCUGUCGACAAGCAGACCAACGACAGUCAUCCCGUGCUGGGCAACUCACUGGAGGUCAGUUUCCCUCUCGAUGCAUCAUCCCCCAUCCCCUACCUGUUCACCACCAGUAUCUCGUACACCGUGAAGAUGAUUCCCGGUGUACGCGACUACUCCAUCCACUGGGAAGCUCCAGCUAGGCCCUUUGCCAUAUCUGGCUGGUCAAACAUGUCCUUGUUCGUUGUUGGCUGCGGCGUCAAGGCCUCACUGUUCAUUCAUAACUCGGCCGUUGAGGUUGGGAACUAUUCCGUCGUCUGUGCAGAAGCUCAAGUCAUGGAGAAGCUACCCACAGGAACGUGUGAUGCCAUGGUUGGCCUCGGAUGCUGUUUCAUUGAUAUACAAGUGAACCUAAGGGCGUUCACUCUGGACAUCUCGCGCAUCAACGGCACUCCACACUCGAAACAAGUGCAAGCCUACAUCAGCGAUAAUAUGGACCCAAGCUUCACCCCGAUUGGUGCAUACUCUGGGUCUCAAUACUCAGGAACAGCUCAGCUGGAUUGGUCUAUUCCCUACCAGCCGAACUGCAGGCGUGCCAUGGAGGACAAGGACAGCUAUGCCUGCGUUAGUAACCAGAGCGAGUGCUAUGACUCGCCGAUCGGGGGAUAUGUUCGCUAUUGCCAGUCGGGCGCGGGCAACCCUUACGUCUAUGGCGGCUGCAUAAAAGAAUUAUACGGAUUAUACGGCUCCAUGCAGCCGAGAAAGGAUUGUCCUACAUCAUGCGGGGACGUGAGCAUCCCAUUCCCCUUUGGUACAGAUCUUGGCUGCUUUGCAAAGCCCCAUCUCCACCUCGCAUGUACACCACCGGUCCUUAAAAUGACAGCUCGAAAGUUCGUCACAGACAUAUCUAUUGAUGAUGGUAUCUUGCAAGUUCAGGAGUUACUAGAGCCAGACGAUUCUGGUUCGAACUCAGACCCUACGCUCUAUAUAUCAUCUGUACAGUCGGGCAUGGUGAAGUGGGCUAUCGAUUUCAUGCCAUGCGAGGAUGCUAUGAACGAGAGCGACUACAGAUGUGUCAGCACCCAUUGCGGCUGCAUUGAUGUCACGGACGAUAGAACACUCAAACAUGUCGGUUACCGGUGCAAGUGUUCUCCUGGUUUUGAAGGAAAUCCUUACCUCCAAGAUGGAUGUACAGAUACCGACGAGUGCCGUCAGCCAGAUAAAUGCAAAGGUAUCUGCCAGAAUACUUUCGGAAGCUAUACAUGUACCAGUUGUCCUCAUGGAACAGAUUUCAAUAGCGCCACAGGAAAAUGCAAGCCAACUACUAUAAUAUUAGAACCUGUCCAACUACUUCUUGUGGGCUAUGAGGGAGAGGCCCCUCGAGGAGACAGUGGACGCUCAGAUCCUCGAUGAAGCGAAUGGGGAACGGGUUCUGUGCAUGGCUCGGUUGGCGGAGGAGUGCCUAUGUCUGACACGAGUGCAGAGGCCUACCAUGAAGGAUGUGGAGAUGAGGCUGCAGCUCCUGGCGGGGCGCCGUGUUGUACCAAGGGCGGGGCCGCAUGAAGGGGCACAACCUCGCCGUGAAGCUACGGGAGACGUUGGGCGUGGUUGUGUUGUUCCGGUGAUUGGUGAGCAUGGCUCACGCCAAUUCAGCCAAGAGCAGGAGUUCGCGUCGUCUCUGCGUGUACCGCGGUAGUUUGUAGGCAUGAAGCAUAUUGUUAGUAUAGAAUAAAAUGCAUAUACAGUUGUGUGUAUCCUAAUUACCUUUUGCUCGUGCUUGCGAAGUCCAAUUUUAUAACGUGUAUUUGAAAUUUCAAUUGAAAUAUGUAAAAGUGAUUUCUUUUUGGACCAA
Messenger RNA from Triticum dicoccoides, 2082 nucleotides. Its product is annotated as wall-associated receptor kinase-like 8. The record is from RefSeq and is a predicted model, not a curated record. The coding region runs from base 81 to 1643 and encodes 520 amino acids. Gene Ontology annotation, molecular function: calcium ion binding; polysaccharide binding. Lineage: Eukaryota; Viridiplantae; Streptophyta; Magnoliopsida; Poales; Poaceae. The transcript has 4 exons.